Heterobasidion irregulare TC 32-1 is the source of this 840-nucleotide messenger RNA. RefSeq lists its product as uncharacterized. The transcript is spliced from 3 exons. Bases 1 to 840 code for a protein of 279 amino acids. NCBI's taxonomy places the organism in Eukaryota, Fungi, Basidiomycota, Agaricomycetes, Russulales, Bondarzewiaceae. The record is from RefSeq and is a predicted model, not a curated record.
AUGGCCGGACGGUGCAGACAGUGCGGCCGGCCCACAGAAUGGGCACCCGACGUCGGCUCUGACGUCUGCACCAGCUGCGGCACCCUCGCAGACCCCUCCCAGAGCGUCCUCACCUCCCACGUCGACUUCCCCAACGACGCCUCCACCCGCGACUAUGCCUCCCUCCCCUACACCCGCCCCACCGCCCUCAAGUCCCUCCGCGGCACCGCCGGCUGGCUCCUCGCUGGCCAGGGAAAAGAGGCCACCCACGACCGCAACAAGGUCCGCUCUCCUCCCGCUCUUUCCGACUUCCUCAUUCUCUAUCUCGCGCAGAUCGCCCUCCACGAGUCCAUCCGCACCCUCGCCGUCCGCCUCGCCCACCCCGGCAUCGCGCCCCGCGCCCAGGCCCUCUUCGACCUCGCCCUCCACCGCGCCUCCCUCCGCUGGGGCCGCCCCGCAAAGCUCGCAGCCGGCGCCGCCGUCCUCUUCGCCCUCCGCGAGGCCGGCUGCCCCGAUGCCACCCCUGACCUCGCCGUAAGUUCCCCUCCCGUCCCCUUUCCCAUUUCCUCCCAUCCCCUCCCCGCUCGCACCCCUAUUUCCCGCGACCCCACACUUCCCCACCUUCGAUUCGCCCUCGUGCGCACGCCAGCCCCUCGCUUGUGCGUCAGCCGCAGGCGCCCCGCGCGUCCCGCACCCCCGCUCUCGCGCGCAAUCCCGCACGAGGCCGCCGCCUGCCUCCACCACCUGACAGCACCCCGCUCGUGCCCGCGCUCCCAACACGCGCACGCACACGCGCGUUCGAGCGCGCCCACCGCCGUGAGAACAGAGCGCGUGCCCCCGCGUCCCGAAGCGCGGAGAUAA